AUGUCUUCCUCCUCCACUCCUCCCACAACCACCGCCCCAAUGGUGCUGCUACUACUUCUAUUGAUAACGAUCACAUACCUUCCAUCUCCCAUCACUGCGCAAUCCAACUCCCCACUAAGCCCUACAAUCACAGAAUGUGGGCCUCGUAUCCUUCCCCUAGCCCUGUGUGCACCAUUCGUUCAAGGAGUAUCCAAUACCCCGACACAAUUAUGUUGCGAUAAUCUGAUGCAUGUCAAUGAACAGCAGCCUCGUUGCUUGUGCCUCUUGCUCAACAACUCUGGUUUGAGCUCGAGCUUCCCGAUUAACUCGACACUUGCCAUGCAACUUCCACUUAUGUGUAGUGUCAAUUUCGACAUUAGUUCUUGUUCAGGAUCUCCUUUGUCAUCGGUGUCACCUACGCCACAAGUUUCACUAGGGUCGAUCACCAAUACCACUACCAAUUCUACUGUUGCUUCUUCCCCAAUGGCGACAGUCAAUCCGAAGUCCCCACUGAUGGGAAUAGGUUAUCAUCCGAAUAACGCAAUAAAGGUGCGGGGAUCGUUGCAGUUACGGAUGAUGGUGGUGUUGACUAUCUUGACUUGCAUAUGGACUAGCACGCUAUAUUGA
Lactuca virosa is the source of this 606-nucleotide messenger RNA. The record is from the annotation of a GenBank genome assembly. NCBI's taxonomy places the organism in Eukaryota, Viridiplantae, Streptophyta, Magnoliopsida, Asterales, Asteraceae.